Molecule: messenger RNA, 1464 nt
Organism: Candida albicans SC5314
Lineage: Eukaryota; Fungi; Ascomycota; Pichiomycetes; Serinales; Debaryomycetaceae
Exons: 1
Coding region: 1-1464 (487 amino acids)
Source: RefSeq, a predicted model, not a curated record
AUGCUUAAAAGUUCUAGAAUACUUCUAAACAGAUCAUCAUCAUCAUCAUCAUUAUACCUAAACAGAAGACUUUCUACAUUAUUAACCACUAAACCGAUUGAGAAAUUAACUAUUGAAGAUUUAUCACAUCCAUCAAUCAAUCAACAAGAUGAAAUUGGUCGAUUAAAAUUAAUUGAAUCAAUACAAAACACAUCAACUUUAUCAACCCAAAAUCGUAAUGAAUUAUUGGAAUUUUUAAUCCCCAAUUUUUCUAUUUAUUUCAAAUUACCCCAACAUACUAUUAAACAAGAAGUUUUACAUCGAUUAAUUCAAUUAAAUCCUGGUAGAGUUCAUAGUACUUUUGAUUUAUAUAAUAAUCAUCGUAAUGAAAUUCAAGAUUAUAUGAUUCAAGAUGUUUUGAAAAGGUUAAUUCAUGGAGAGAAGAAUGCUACUAUUGCUCGAGAAGAUGGCGAUGAUGAAAGUGAAAGUAUUGAUUUGAAUAAUAUUAUUCAAAUUGUUAAUGAUUAUCAACAUUUACAAUUUGAUCAAUUAUUAAUUGAAUUAUUUUAUAAAUUGAUUGAUAACAAUAGUAAUGAAUUGAUUGUUGAAUUAAUAAAUUCUGGAGUAUUAAAUGGUGAAAUGAUAUUAAAGGAAAUGGUGGGGCAAGUCAAUAUUAAGACAAGUUCUAUUACUACUAAAUUUGCAUUUAUUACUAUAUUCAAUCGAUUGUUCAAUAACAAUCCACAAUCUAUGGACCACCAAGUUUAUACUAUUGCCUUGAAUUUAUUAAAUUUUGAUGAUUCCCACAAAGAGUUAGCAGUGUCAUUAACAAGUAAUGAAAUAUUACAAUAUGUUACAGAAUCAAAACUCGAUGAAAUUCCUGAAGCCAUAAAUUUAAGACAAACAUUAUUAGAAAUUUAUGGUAUUAAACAACAAGAUAAUGAUAAAGCUUUGAAGAAAUAUUUUUAUUAUGAAACUCAUGUUAAAUCCAAUAUUGAACAAAUUCGUUUCAUAAUGGUUAAAAUAUUUAGUUAUUUAGCCAUAAAACAAAACAAAGAAAUUUGGAAUCAAGUGGCUCAACUGAUGGUUAAUCCCGAAUUAACGGUUAAAACAUUACAAUUAUUAAUUAUUGGUAAAAGUUUUUUCAAUAUUGAUUCAGGAUUAUCAAUGUAUAAUGAUUAUAUUCAAAAUGUAUCUUCUCAAAUCAAUCCUGAAACUAAAAAAUCAUCUAAAGGGUUAUUAACAGAGUCAAUAAUAUUAGGAUUUUUAAUUAAUAAUGAUCGUGAAUUUGCAUCUUUAAUAUUUGAUAAAGCUAUAGAAAAUCAAAUAAUUAAAGAUGAAUUAGAAAUUAGUCAAAUUAAAAAAAUUUUUAAAAUUUAUAGUGAUUGCUUUAUUGAUAAUGAAAUUUGGGAAAAUCAUGCUCAAUUGAAAAUGAUAGAUGUUGCCUUGAAAUAUAUAGAGAAUAUUGAUUCCAUAAAGUAUUAA